AUGACCCAAAAGACGAGCGUCAGCAACGACCGUGACCCUGCCUACAUAGUCAGUUUCGACAAAGGUGACCCCGACGACCCGAAGAACUUCAGCAGCUGGUACAAGGCAUGCCUCACGUUCCAGAUGACCAUGACUGCGUUGGUCGGAGCUUUGGGGUCUUCCAUCCUUGCACCAGGGCAGUCCGCCAUUGCAGAAUACGUCAAUGUUAGCGAGGAGGUCGCAGUACUAGCAACUUCAUUAUACAUUCUAGGCUGGGCGGUAGGCCCAGCUCUCUGGGGCCCCGUAAGUGAGGUCUAUGGGCGCAGGCUGGGCAUGCUCCCCGCAGUAUUCUGUCUAGGUCUCUUUAGUGUCGGGACAGCGGCGAGUAAAAACGCUGCAAGCAUAUUUAUCACCCGGUUCAUUGGCGGGGUAUUUGGGUCGGCCCCCAUCAGCAAUGUGGGUGCUGCGUUGAGCGACCUAUAUAAUCCCAAGGAGCGAGGAACUGCGGUGACAUUCCUGGCCAUGUGCAUUACCGGAGGACCAACCCUGGCACCGAUUAUUGGCUCUGCGAUUGUGACAAACCCGAUGCUGGAUUGGCGGUGGCUCAUGUGGAUUGAAGCCAUUCUCGCAUUCGCAAUUGCCAUCAUCGCGACUUUUGCCCUACGGGAAACAUAUGCCCCGGUGCUGUUAAAACGCAAGGCCCAGGAGACACGCAAGAAAACCAGGAAUGAGAGAUACUGGCAUCCCCACGAGGGAGCGAGUAUCACAAUCGAGAACGCCGCCACGAAGCAUUUUGUGCGUCCGUUGCGUAUGUUACUCACGGAGAGCAUAAUGGCCUGCAUCUGCUUGUACGCCUCGUUCACAUAUAGCCUUAUCUACCUCUGCCUCCAAGUCUACCCCAUUGUCUUCGAAGACGAGCGCAAAUACAGCCCUGUCAUCUCCUCUUUGCCCUUCCUGGGAAUUCUAAUCGGCGUCAUGUGCGCUCUAGCUAUUAACUUCGCAAACCAGGCAUGGUACGCCAAAGCGAUGCGCAAGAACAGCGGCAAGCCCGUCCCGGAGGCACGUCUUCCUCCAACGAUCAUUGGGGGCGUAUUCCUCCCGCUGGGAUUCUUCUGGUUUGGCUGGACAGCGGCCCCGAGAUAUCCUUGGAUACUGCCCACUAUUGCGGGGGGUUUCAUCGGAGCUGGAUUCAACAUCAUCUUCCAACAAUGCCUCAACUACCUCAUCGACACUUACGGACCGUGCGCGGCGAGCGCAAUCGCCGCAAAUACCAUGCUGAGAUCUCUGCUGGCGGCAGGGAUUCCGUUGGCUGCGAAACCCAUGUUCAAUAAUUUGGGCGUCGGGCCAGCUGCCAGCUUACUGGGUGGGAUUGCCUGUCUGGCUCUGCCGAUCCCGCUCAUCUUCAUGAAGUAUGGUCCUGCACUCCGGAGAAAGUCCGCGUUCGCACCCGUCGAUCGGACUUGA
Molecule: messenger RNA, 1443 nt
Organism: Aspergillus heteromorphus CBS 117.55
Lineage: Eukaryota; Fungi; Ascomycota; Eurotiomycetes; Eurotiales; Aspergillaceae
Product: MFS transporter
Exons: 5
Coding region: 1-1443 (480 amino acids)
Biological process (GO): transmembrane transport
Molecular function (GO): transmembrane transporter activity
Source: RefSeq, a predicted model, not a curated record